Molecule: messenger RNA, 2679 nt
Organism: Vicia villosa (hairy vetch)
Lineage: Eukaryota; Viridiplantae; Streptophyta; Magnoliopsida; Fabales; Fabaceae
Exons: 6
Coding region: 1-2679 (892 amino acids)
Molecular function (GO): nucleic acid binding; RNA-DNA hybrid ribonuclease activity
Source: RefSeq, a predicted model, not a curated record
AUGAGUUUAUUGAUCCUUGUGAAAUUCAUCGUAUUACCUUUUGAUGGUGUUAAGACUCGAUGUGGUAUUGACGAUGUAGGCCGACCAGUGUCCGGCGGUUUUGGCUCCGGACGAUUUGGGUUACAAACUAUCAUAUUUAGUGGCGUGGGUGGUGGUCCAUGUCGUAGCAAGGUGACAUCCGAUAGAGACACGGUGACCAGAGGUUUCAGUAAAGGUGAUUCGACAAAGAUGAAUCAGGUGGCUUUGGAAGUGGAGGAUUGUUCUAUGGUCUCUGAAAGCAUUCCCUGUAUGGUUAAUGAAGAGAUGAACAAAAUGCUCACUAUCCUUCCCUCUUUGGUUGAAAUUAAAGUUACGGUUUUUGCUCUUAACAUAGACAGUGCUCCUGGGCCAGAUGGUUUUGGCGUGUCAUUCUAUCAAACCUAUUGGGAGAUUAUCCAACAUGACGUUGCGGCGGCGGUUAUUCAAUUUUUCUCUAAUGGGUGGCUUCCUCAUGGUUUCAAUGUGAAUGUGUUAGUGCUUAUUCCGAAGUUAGUUUCUCAAGAGCAAAAGGGCUUUAUUCAAGGAAGGCAAAUUAAAGAUUGUAUUGCGUUGGCUUCAGAGGCGUUUAAUCUACUUGACUCAAAGUCUUGGUGUGGGAACGUUGCGCUCAAGGUGGAUAUUUUGAAGGCUUUCGACACGUUAAAUUGGAAUUUUCUUCUUCAGGUUUUAAUUCGAUUUGGCUUCAAUGCUAAGUUCUAUCUCGGUCAAUGGCGCGCUCCAUGGUGGCCUAACCCAAUUCAGGUUCCUUCUCGUUUAUUUUACGCCGAUGAUGUGCUGAUCUUUUGUAAAGGUAGUGUUGCAAAUAUCAAGUCUAUGAUUAAGGUUUUUAAGGCUUAUGAGGGAACUUCUGGUCAGUCGGUUAACUGCAGUAAGUCUUCUAUUUUUGGUGGUGCAAUGUCGCAAUCUCGGCUGAACAUUCUUUCGGUUAUGUAUGGCUUCAGCAUUGGGAAUUCUUCACUUAUUUAUCCCAGAGUUCCUAUCUAUAAAGGUAAGCCUCGGGCCAAGUAUCUCCUUCCUAACACCGAUAAAAUUAUUCUUAAGUUCGCGUUGUGGAAAGGUGCUCUUCUUUCUUUUGCGGGUAGAGUGGCAUUAGUUAAAUCUUUGAUUCAAAGUAUGCUGAUACACUCUAUGUCCAUAUAUGAUUGGCCUGUUUUGUUGUUGAGUGCUAUUCAGCGUGCAACCCGUGGGCUUGGUAUUAGAUCUCUGUUUGACCUCAAUGCGGCGUCAAAUUUAGAAUUGGCGUGGGAUUUUAUCAAUUCGGAUAAUCCUUGGGCUGUUCUUGUUAGAGGGAGGGUCUUGAGGAAGAAUUUCUUUAUCAAGCAUCAUAUUUUCUCUUCUUGUUGGUCAGGUACUAAAGCUGAAUUGUUGGUGAGUCAGGACAAUUCUUCCUGGAAGCUUGGUAACGGAAAAUCUAUUCGGUUCUGGUUUGACUCUUGGUAUGGCAAUUUGUUGCAUUUAGAUGGGGUCUGUAUUCUUCAUUGUCACAUUCCCUUCAAUCUUCGUCCGGAUAAAAGAAUUUGGAAGGGUUCAGUUUCGGGGGAGCUUACGCUCAAGGAGGAUUAUGAGUUCAAGAGGGCUUGCGGUGUUCGGGCGGAUUGGUGGCGGUGGAUUUGGUCGAAGUACAUUCCUCCAUCUAAAUCAUUCUUGGUUUGGAGAUUGUUGCUCCGCAAGUUAGCUUCAGAUGACCAACUUAAGAAAAGGAAUUUUUUGUUCCCGUCGAUGUGCAGUCUUUGCUUUAAGGCGGAGGAGACAAUUUCUGAUCUCUUUUUUUAUUGUGAUUAUGCGUGGAAGUUAUGGGACUGGUUAGCCAAUGCUUUAAAGUUCUCCAAUGGCAUUUUUUCGUGGGAGGAUAUUUCGAGGCUUCGAAACCGAACCUGGUCUAAGCAGUGUCACUUAAUUUUUAAAGUUUUUGUCAUCUUUCUCCUUAAUUGCAUUUGGUUUACGCGCAAUAGUCGCAGAUUUAAGGAUGUUGGUAUUCCUAUCUCCGCUUCCGUUGCAGGUAUUGUUUCAGCCUGUGGGAUAACUGGUAAUAACAGUAAGACUCCGUCUUUUGUUAACAUUUCUGAUUUUGAGAUUUUGAAGAAUUUUAAGAUCAUUAUUCAGCCUCCUAGUGCUCCUAGAAUUGUGGAAGUUAUUUGGAAGUCGGCCCCUUGGGAUUGGAUCAAGAUUAAUUGUGACGGUGCUUUUUCUGAGAAUCCAAGGCCUUCUGCUUGCGGGGGCAUAACUAGAGAUUUCGGCGGUAGGUUUUUUGGGGCUUUUGUUAGCUUUUUAGGUGUUUCUAACUCUCUCAUUGCCGAACUCACUGGCGCUAUGAUGGCGGUUGAGUUCACCCAUGAGAAGGGUUGGCGUAGGAUUUGGUUAGAAGUUGACUCAGUGGCGGUGGUUCGAGCUUUCUCUCCUGCUUUCAAAGUGCCUUGGCAAGCUCGGAACCGGUGGGUCAAUUGUGUUAAUAUCACUGACAAUAUGGAUUUUGUGGCUUCUCAUAUUUGUAGAGAAGGAAAUAGUUGUGCGGAAUCAUUGGAUAACGUUGGGCUAACGGUGACAGAAUACACUAACUAUAAUUGCAUUCCAAAUUUUUUGAGAGCAGAUUUUGUAAAAAAUAAACUUGAUCUGUCUUUCUUUAAAUUUAUUUCUUCUUGA